Molecule: messenger RNA, 1569 nt
Organism: Gryllus bimaculatus (two-spotted cricket)
Lineage: Eukaryota; Metazoa; Arthropoda; Insecta; Orthoptera; Gryllidae
Source: the annotation of a GenBank genome assembly
GACAAAGGUAAUAAUUAAUAAUAUCCAUAUACACGGUAUAAGAAAUAUAUAUUAAACCGUGCCAGAUAGUAUAAUAUUGGUAUAAUAUCGCGAGAUGUCUGACCGAAUUUCGUGUGGGCAUUCGAUUCAUCUCUGUUCUGCUGUUUUCUUGAGCCCUUAUAGUACGAUUUAUGUAGUCGUGCACUUGACAUAAAUCAACUGUUCUGUUGCAGUUUAAUUCAAUUAGAAUGUCGCUACAGGAACUGUGGGGGUUCAAGCACCCGAUUGGAUGAAACCGUGAACAGCUGAUUUAUGUCAAGUGCAUGGUCAAAGAAAUAAAGAUCUUGCGUUAAUCAGCGCGUGGUGUUGAAUGUUUUUGAACUCGACGGCUUAUUGAAAAACUUGUUGUUUUGCUGUUGUUAGUUUGAAGUGAAUCGGCCGUGUUUAGAACUUUGCUACUUCUUUCGUAAAUUGAGCGUUUGUUUCGAAACUGUUGGCAGUUAUUUUCAAAGUGUUGUGCAUGCAAAAUUACAUUUUGUGGUAUUGUGAGUACGUCGAUGCUUAGGUAAAGAAAGCUUAUACUGGAGUAUUGCAUAUCUUUAUAAUGCCCCCUACUAUACGUUUGGCUAGUGAACGUGUAGAAUUGAGGAAAGUUCAAGAUGAUAACCCCCCACAAAUAUACACACCAGGAGAGGUGGUGCAUCAAGGAACUGACUAUCUAAGAGGUCAUGGUACAUAUCUGGAUGAGGAUUGUGUGAAAUCGUCAGUGGCAGGCAUUUGUCAAAAAAUUAAUAAAUGGCUCAUAGUUCGUCCAAUCAAGAAACGUUACAAUGGUGAAGUAGGGGAUGUUGUAGUGGGUCGAAUUUCUGACCUGCAAAUGAAGAGAUGGCGAGUUGAUACUAAUGCUAGGCUGGAUUCUAUUCUGUUAUUGUCAUCUGUGAAUCUUCCUACAGGAGAAUUGCGUAGGAGGUCAGCCGAAGAUGAAGCAACAAUGAGAAAAUAUUUACAAGAAGGGGAUUUAAUUUGUGCAGAAGUUCAACAAGUGUUUAAUGACCACUCCUUAUCUCUUUAUACGAGAAGUUUGAAGUAUGGCAAACUUGGUCAAGGAACACUUGUAAAAGUAUUUCCUUCUUUGGUGAAAAGGCAAAAAACACAUUUCCAUGAUUUUCCAUGGGGCACUAGUGCAAUUUUGGGAAACAAUGGUUAUAUUUUUAUAUAUCCUACCUCUCAGCGUUCUGGGAAAGAAGGUGAUGGAUAUAAAGAAGAUGCUGAAGAGACAAUUACUUUGGAGGAAAGAGAAAAUAUUGCCAGAGUGCGGAACUGCAUUGUGGCUCUAGCUCACUAUAAACAGAUGUUGUAUGAUACAAGCAUUGCUGUGGCAUUUGAAGAAUCUAAAAAAUACGAGAUCACCCAACUUCUUACUCCAGAAGUAAUGGCAAAAAUUGCAAGUGUUGCUCAACAAUCACUUCUUCAACAUAGUAGAAACCAUUAACCUUGUUCGUAAGAUUUUUUUGUCUAAGAAAAAUAUACUCAACUGAGUUUGGAAUUUGUUUUUUUUCUUUCUUUAAACAACCUGUUAUAUUCCUUGUU